GGCGGGAAACGGGGUGGCGGGAAAAGGAGACCCGGAGGGGGGGGAGGGGAACUUCCGGUUUGAGUGACACGUGGGCGGCCUACUUCCGGUUGGGGGCUGUGCGAGGGAUGAGAGCGGCGCUGGGCGCGCUGGCUGUGCUGCUGUUGCUCCGCUCCCCGUGUCGCCGUCUGACGGCGAUGGCGGCUCCCGAAGGAGCUUCGUACCAACACGGAAACGUCUCGGCUGCGUUCGUUACGUGUCCUAACGAGGACGUGGCCAAGAGGAUGGCACGAGCCAUGGUGGAGCAGAAGCUGGCGGCCUGUGUCAACAUCGUCCCCAAGGUCACAUCCAUGUGAGUUAUGGGGUCAUACAGGGGCACUAUGGGGGCAUAUGGGGGCAUAUAGGGG
Molecule: messenger RNA, 386 nt
Organism: Coturnix japonica (Japanese quail)
Lineage: Eukaryota; Metazoa; Chordata; Aves; Galliformes; Phasianidae
Source: RefSeq, a predicted model, not a curated record